Molecule: messenger RNA, 1836 nt
Organism: Brassicogethes aeneus
Lineage: Eukaryota; Metazoa; Arthropoda; Insecta; Coleoptera; Nitidulidae
Source: the annotation of a GenBank genome assembly
AGUUUAGUUCUUUAACCGUGUCUGUGUGGAAGUGUGACUUAAGUUAUUUUUUGCAAACAUUUAAUCUAGUCUAGUCAAAAUGAAGUGUUUCGUUAGUAUCGCGAGUGUAUUCUGUGUUUUAGCAGUCGUGAGUGCUGCCCCCUUUUUCCCAGGCGGCGGACUUAGUGCUUCUACUAGUCUCCAGGGUUCAUCAAGUAGUACCUCUGGAACAGCGAGCUCUGGCCCUGGAGGUUUGACAAACAUUUUGUCAAAUAUUGAUCUGCCAGGGCUGUUAAGAGGAGUGAACAGCUUUGUCAAAUUAGUGGGGGCGUUUUGCCCCCCGUUAUCUCAGGUCCUUGACAACGUCAUCCAAAACGUCACUAGCACCGCCUUCCGAGUAUUCGGUCGUGCCAUCUUGAGAAACGGCGGACUUGGCGGCGGCGCCGCAGGCGGUGGCGGACAGCGCGUCAACGUCGUCCUUCCCACUUUCCCACCAGAUGAGGACUACGAAGAAGAAGACGAAGACACAACCGAAUCUGUAUCAGCCAACAUCGAAACCAGAAUCGGGGAAGCCGACGCUGAUGCCACUAACACGGAGACGGCUACAUUAUCCGCCGAAACUACAGUGGUAACCACUACACUUUUCACUUCCCCUGCCAUAGAAGAGAACACAGUCGCGAAAAGGCACGUGAGGGUGACUAGAGAAGCCGAUCAAGAAGGCGCCGAAUCAGCGCCUCAGCCCGCUGAAGAUCUUUCGAGCCUUAACAUUGACGACCAGGAUAGAAACAAAAGAUUUCUGCCUUUCGGCGGUAGCGUAGACGGACACGGUGGGGGCGGAAGCGGAAACUUCCUUUUCGAUAUAAUUAGGUUGGUAGCUGGUUCCGGAGCCACUGAAGAAUCUGACGAAAAACAUAACUCCCCCGGAGGAAUCGCCGAAGUAGACAUUGGUAAAACUGCUGAUGGUUACACCGAAGGAAUUCCCGGACCCAUCACCCGUCUCUUUGUUGUCGCCAACAGAGGAAUCGCUAACUUAGUGCAAGAUUUAAUCUUACGUCUCGCCCAGACAAGCGAAAGAUUAGUGAACUUCAAAGCUCGUUUGGUAACAUCCCUUAUCUAAGAAAAGAAACUCGAAAACUGCCAUCAGAAGUAAUAAAAUCCCAGUAAACUAGUGACACGCCACCUGUCCACCUUGAUUAACCCCAUCAGAAGAAAAACACUUUCGCUGCCAUCCUUGAUAACGAUAGAUUAAUAUUAGUUUAAAAUUAUUAACAAAUAAUCGAUUUUAAAAAUGUGUAAUAUUUAUCGUGCCACAGGGAGGCAUUGCGUGACUGUUACAUAUUUUUGUUAUGACGUGUCACCUUUAUUAAAUCCGUUUUAAGUUUAUUAUUUAUCAUCUUUAUUGUUGUUAUUUAAAUUUAUUUGUAUAUAGCUACUGUGUGCUUUUUUCUUCAAGGUAUCAAGGUAUCUUGCCAUUCCUACUUCUUCUAUUAUUUCCUUUCUAUAAGCGCUUAAAUUCAUUAAAUUAAUUUAUAACAAACUUAUAAAAUAAUUUAGUUAAUCUGGUGUAUUUCAAUUUUUCUUAUUCCUUACAUAGCUUUAGUAGUAAAUUUAUUUAAGGUUUUGACAUUUGUUUAAUAAAUUCUUUUUAUGUAAAUAACCUGAACAAUUGCUCAGUCUAAAAAUUUUGAAAAUGUAAAUAAAACGUUUCUUUUUUUACUUUCCGAGCUCUAUAUGAAUUUUUCGGUAAAAUUUGUAUGUAGUGUAUAUAAUUAUAGUUGGUAACUAUAUUGGUUGAAAUUGUGUUAUUAUUGUAAAACAUUAAAUUAAGUUUUUGUAGAAUAAUAUUUUAUUUAAAAA